Messenger RNA from Closterium sp. NIES-65, 695 nucleotides. The record is from the annotation of a GenBank genome assembly. Lineage: Eukaryota; Viridiplantae; Streptophyta; Zygnematophyceae; Desmidiales; Closteriaceae.
AAGCAUCACAACCCUUGAGCCUUCAGCAGCGACUGGACAUUCUCAUUGGCGUUGCACGUGGCCUGGAGUAUCUCCACAGCUUCAAGAUUGUACACCGCGACAUCAAGCCCGCCAACAUCCUCAUUGGAGAUGACAUGCAGGCCAAAAUUGCAGACUUUGGGGUUGCGAGGAUGGUAGAGGGCACGACAGUGGGCAAAACUCAACACGCGGGAACACCGGGCUAUAUGGAUCCGGCUUACAUCAAGACAUACAGGGCCACCACAGCUUCUGAUGUCUACAGCUUUGGUGUGCUCAUGCUUGUGGUGCUCUCCGGACGCCCUGAUCCCACCGACUGCGAUGGCAACGGCCAACACAUCCUGCAGUGGGCAUCUGAGUGCCUCGCCUCGGGUAAUUCAGCGAGCCUCAAGGACCCAACCAUGGACGCCCCUGAUGAUGCGGUGCUGCGCCUGGCUGAGCUGGCAGUGAGCUGCACCGUGGAGCGCACUGCAAGCCGCCCAAGCAUGGCGCACAUUGCCACCCAGCUGCAGGCUGUCAGGGAGGAGGUGGCGGGGAGAGAGGAGCUACGAGAAGCACUCAAGGUAGACACGGAGGUGCAGGAGAUGAGGGAAGAUCCACCUGGGGAUCUUGAUGAGGAGCUCAAGGAGAUUGGCGUGUGUGAACUCAGCUGCUUGAGUUCCUCAAUCAGCCUUGGUUAG